This is a messenger RNA of Etheostoma spectabile (orangethroat darter), 3004 nucleotides long. Its product is annotated as toll-like receptor 1. The transcript has 2 exons. The record is from RefSeq and is a predicted model, not a curated record. Gene Ontology annotation, molecular function: protein binding; transmembrane signaling receptor activity. Bases 92 to 2575 code for a protein of 827 amino acids. Gene Ontology annotation, biological process: toll-like receptor signaling pathway; immune response; inflammatory response. NCBI's taxonomy places the organism in Eukaryota, Metazoa, Chordata, Actinopteri, Perciformes, Percidae. Gene Ontology annotation, cellular component: plasma membrane.
UGUAGCGGUUGAUGGAUUGCUUUCACAGGAGGAUAAAAGUCCGGGCUCAAAGCACACAGUUCAGACCUCAGCUUCUCACACUCCUCAAGCGAUGUCCACACACAGCAAAACCGUAGCUUCUCUGAUCGGGAUCAUUGCCAUCUUGUCCCUAAUGAAACCGGACUGGGUGGCCGGACAACAAGAUGAACGGAGAAUUAAACUGUGUGUCACAUCGCGGCAGAGUAUGCAAGACCUCUCUCAUCAAAAUCUGACCACUGUUCCCUUAAAUCUUCCCAACGACACGCAGUAUUUGGACAUUUCUUACAACUCCAUCCAAAGACUGAGCGGAGCGUCGUUCUCUGGACUGUCCCGGCUCUGUUGUCUGAAGGUGACUCACUGUGGCCUGCAGGACAUCUCUCCCAGUGUGUUCACUCACACACCAGCACUCAAAGUUCUAAAUAUAUCUUAUAAUGAAUUAGCUUUCAUCCCUGACAUUUCAUUGAAACAGCUGGAAGUCCUUGAUUUGUCCAACAAUCUGUACAGCAGCUAUGGUAUUCCAGAGUCAUUUCAGAAGCUGACAAAACUGGACGUGCUGUCAUUGGGCAGCACAGCUGCUCCGUCAGUCAGCUUCAAUGACUUUGAUCCAUUGGCAAACAUUCCUCUGCAUCAUCUGGUUUUGGGAGCAGGAAUUGCCUGGCAAAAGUAUGACUCCGGAGCUCUUGCAAAACUGAAGUCUCUUCAAACUUUUUCACUCUUUGCAUCUUUCUGUGGUGGUUCCAGGAUGUUUGAGAACGUACUGGUGGACUUGAAUGUGACGAGAGCAACAUCGUUGAGAUUCAUCACUCCAUUUCCAGACAACUGCAGCGUGACCGGCAAAAUGUUUAACAACCUGAGAACAAUGCCAUUCAUACGGAAUCUCAGCAUAGAAAACACGUGGAUAAACAGCUCUUUUCUGGAGGGGUUUGUGAAGAAUGUGUGGCUCUCCCACAUUCAUGACCUCUCAUUUGUCAAUAUCACUUAUAAUGAAGAUACACCAGAAGGAUUUCAGUUUCGCACCCUUAAUGUCACAGUUAAUAUUUGCUCAGUUACCUUCAACGGUGUGCAUCAUUAUCAAUACAGAUACCCCACAGUCAACAUAAGCUUAGAGGUCAUCUCAACUCUGACCUAUUUAAAGUUCUCCAGGAGCGGAAUGAACAUUAUACCCUGCAAACUCUUCUCUGUCCUGCCGUCGCUGGAGACGCUGGAUCUGUCAGAUAACCUCUUAACGGACGCAGGCUUCUGGUGGUUCCAGUGUUCGCACACCUCUGUCUUCCCCAAACUCAGGAGACUGUCCUUAAGCAAGAAUCGCUUCAGCAGUCUUUCUUUUAUCUCUGAGCAGACACAUCAGAUGAAGACAUUAGAGUCUCUGGAUCUCAGCUUCAACUCCAUCUUCUUGGACCAGGACUGCUCUUGGCCUGCUCAGCUGACCAAACUCAGACUGAGUAACAACAACCUGGGCAACAGUGUCUUUAAAUACCUGUCCGUACACUUUGAGAAGAUCGACUUGUCAAAGACGGGAAUAACAGUCAUAACGCAGGAGGAUCUGUCUCGCUUUCCCAAGCUGACCCACCUCCAACUCAGCUUCAACAGCAUCCAGGUGCUCCCUGUAGAUCUCAGCGCCCCGGCACUGCUCAGUCUCUACAUAGACCAGAAUUCUAUCACAUCUGUAUCCAGGGAGGUCUUAGCAGGACUUCCCCGACUUCAGACCCUCAAAGCUGGAAACAAUCCAUUUGUCUGCUCCUGUGACUCUCAUUGGUUUGUCAUGACUCUGAACAAGUCCUUGCUCCUGGACUGGCCCUUGGAUUAUACAUGCAGCACGCCGCCAUCUUUUGCAGGCCUGCCACUCUCAGAGUACAAAACCAGUGAACUCUCAUGUGAGAUGUGGCUUCAAGCUGCAGUUGCUGUUCCUGUAAUAAUAACGAUAUCUGCAGCCUUAGGUCUGCUUUUCUAUAAGUGCGACGGAGUGUGGUAUACGAAGAUGUUAUGGGUGUGGAUCAGGGUGAGGAGGAGAAGCAGGAACCGCUCCCACAAGUUGAAGAAUCUAUCCUGUAGUUAUCAUGCAUUCAUCUCCUACAGUCAUCAGGACUCUAGCUGGGUGAGCAACCAGCUGGUGCCCUCUCUGGAAGGUGCCAGGUUUUCACUCUGCGUUCACGAGCGUGACUUCGUCCCUGGUGAGUGGAUCAUAGACAACAUCAUCAACUGUGUGGAGUCCAGCUACAAGACGCUGUUUGUCCUCUCCAAACACUUCGUCCAGAGCGAAUGGUGCAACUACGAGCUCUUCUUUGCCCAGCACAGAGCCAUCAGUGUCCAGCAGGACUCUUUAGUCUUUAUAUUACUGGAGCCCAUUCCGACUGACUCUCUGCCCAAAAAGUUCCUGAGACUUAGAAGUUUGCUGAGGCAGCAGACGUACCUGGAGUGGCCGAAGGAUGAACGGAAGCAGCAGGUUUUCUGGGCAAGUCUUAAAUCUAUGCUGCACAUGGCUGACAAAUCGAUUGUUGUGAAGGAUGUGGCUCUGGCCCUUUCAGAUACAGCACGUCUAGUUACAGACCAAGUGUAAGAGCUCAGUGGAUAUCUUCUCUUUUUUUUUUUUUAUCUAUCUAAAAAAAACACCCACAUAUGGACUCAAACAGUUUCUGGUAGCUGUAAUUGUUACUCUUGUUUAUAUUGGCCCUGAUGACAUUUCUUCCUGUGCAAAAAAAAAAUCACUCCAAAGUUCAGCUGAGGCUAAUACAAGGCUUCAACAGUCUAAUAACAACAAUUCAUCUUUUUAGCGUGAAAAUGCCUAUUUGUUCUUUCCUUGCUGAGCUGUGGCACACACACCACACGCACACACGCACACGCACACACACACACACACACACGCACACACACGCACACACACAGAUACACAGACACAGUUUGUUUGUGUAGCCACUUCUGUACUUUGUAUUUUUUUAAUAAUGUUUUUGAGCAGCUGUUCUUGUAUUCUAUCCUAUUUAUUAUUUCU